UGGAGACACACGCAGGCAGCCGCCUCACAUAGGCUUCAAUUUCAGGAACAGCGGGUGACAGUUUGUUUUUCAUUGUGGCAUUCUGUAGAGAUUCUGGAACCAGACUCUAGAUUUGUCUGUACAGUGAAUGAAAUUGUAAAGAACUGGACUAUGUAAAAAACAUGAGCAAAUACGAAAGCAGUUGCAACUUGACAGAAGUACACACUUGGCGAAGUCACUCCGUCAGAAAAACGCAAGGUUGUCAGGUGCAAGAUAUACAGCCCGAGGUUCGGUUCUGUGGCAAUAUUACAAUGAAAGGCUGGAGUCCUUUGCUAUAGGAGCAGUGGCAGAGAUCAUCCACAAGGUUACAGGGUUUCAGAGAUGGCUAACAAUCCACAAGAUACUCGGACAAAGAAGCCAAGCAGAUCAUGCUUUGGGGAUAUCAGAGCAUUUGUUGCCACUCUUUGCUUGAUUCUCAGUGCUAACAGCAUUGGCAAUGCUUACCUGAUCAGCAUGUUAAGUACCCUUGAAAAGAGAUUUAGUCUGAGGACAACAGAACUCGGUUUAAUUGCAAGUGGAUUUGAAAUUGGCAACCUUUUGGUGAUCCUUUUAGUAAGCUAUUUCGGAGGGAAAGGGCACAGACCCAGGCUUAUUGGCUGUGGUGGAAUUAUAAUGGCAUUGGGUUCACUUCUUUGUGCAUUACCUGAAUUUGUGAGUCAUCAGUACGACUACCAGAAAGUGAAAAUAUCAACCUCAAGGGACACUUGUUCUACUGGCAAGCCAUCGAUGGAGAAAGAAGAUGAAAUGGAGAGUUGUAUGGAAACACAGUCUUCAAACAUGAUGUACGUGCUGCUUGUAAUAGCUCAGGUUUUAAUAGGAGUUGGAGCAUCAUCAGUUCAACCAUUAGGUGUCUCCUACAUGGAUGAUCAUGUGAAGAAAAAGGAUUCUUCUCUUUACUUGGGGAUAAUACUCACCACCACACUGUUUGGUCCUCUCUUGGGUUUCCUUAUGGGUGCUAUAUUUACAAAGGUUUAUGUUGAUGCAAUUUUUAUCGACACAGAGAAACUGAACAUCAGUUCAGAAGACCCCCGAUGGAUGGGUGCCUGGUGGGCGGGCUUCCUGGUCUGCGCUGCUCUGCUGUUUUUCUCUUCUUUGUUCAUGUUUGGUUUCCCUCGAGUCAUGCCUUUAAAGAACUGUACAAAAAGCAAACUUUCCAAACUCCUGUUGCCAAGCAAAGCCAUCAAAGAACAAGGCAAACCUGUCACUGAGAACAACAGGCAGAAAGAGACAAGAAAGAGCCAAAUCUGCUGCCACCAUUUUGUAGCAAUACUGAGUGUAACCAAGCAGCUAUUCCAGAAUCCUGUGUUCACCUGCAUUGUAUUGGCUGCCUGUAUGGGACUUGCUGCAAUUGGUGGUAUGUCUGCUUUUUUGGGAAAGUACCUGGAAUCACAGUUUGGAUUAAAUACAUCUUCUGCUAAUCAGCUAAUAGGAGUGGCAGCUAUUCCCUGUGUGUGCCUUGGAAUGCUUCUAGGUGGCUACCUGGUGAAAAAGUGUAACCUGAGUCCUGUGGGGAUUGUCAAACUGGGAAUGACUGCCAAUGUGCUGUGCUCAGCUGCCUUCGUGUUCUUGCUGUUCCUGGGCUGUGAAACAGGUCCUGUUGCAGGGGUAACUGCUGACUACAUCAAUGGUACUGAAUGGAACUUUCCAAGGAAUCUCUCAGCGUGGUGCAAUGAAGGCUGUGGAUGCUCUUUUGAAACACUGAUCCCUAUUUGCGGUGCUGAUGGAAUCACCUAUUUAUCUCCCUGUUUUGCAGGAUGUACUGAUAAUAACCUUACGUCUUGUGCCUGCAUAAACACUGGGGUUGCAGUGAGUAAAGCAGCGAUUCCAGGACAGUGUCCCAGCUCUGGCUGUCAAGGCACCUUUCAUGUGUUUUUUGCUGUAUUCUGCGUUGGAUGCUUCAUUGGAUCCAUGGGACACACCCCAACGGUAGUUAUUCUCAUUAGGGCUGUUAAUCCACUGUUUAAGUCAUAUGCACUUGGGAUCCAGUUUUUAUUGCUCAGGGUACUUGUUUUUAUCCCGAUGCCUCUUGUCUUUGGUGCAGCGAUUGACUCAGCCUGUCUCGUCUGGUCUGAAUUCUGUGGGAAGCGCACAACGUGCUCUAUGUACAACAACGACACUUACAGAUACCUCUACUUCAGCGUCUCCGUGGGACUGAAGACUGCUGCCUUCAUCCUGAUGACAAUGACUUGGCACUGCAUUAAAAGCAAUCCCAAGAAACAUCUACAGGGAGACGAAGACUGCACUGAAAAACUGACACCCACAGAACUUUUUGCAUCUACUUUGACUUUAGAUACCGCUGGGACCACCAAAUCUGCCACUGCAAGGACUACAUUUAUUUAUCACUUAGGAGACAAUGAAAUGUGUGAGAACAUUGAGUCUGUCCUCUGAAUUGGUGCAACACUUCAUGAUUGUUACACUUCAACAAACAACAAAAAACAUCAGAUGUAACCAAAUCUUAACCCUUUAUUUGUAUUGGGACCAUAUGGUAACAGCCCAUUAUUGUAACCCUGUGAAAUGGUCUCAGCCAAUGCUUGGUGCUGUAUGUUAAAGUGUUAAAGAUUUGCUUGAUUCAGUACCGAUUGCUGGUGUCUGGGGUUUGGACAAAAUAAUGCCAUACGUUUGGCCUGUCAUGCACUCAAUUCCCUAUAUACAUAAAUAUGAAAAAUUGCGUUUUUAUUUUAAGACAUACUAUCUGGUACUGCACUUGGUUAAAGAAAGUUGUCAGUUUGCUUGCCUUAUUUUCAGGAAGUCUGCAACUGUAAGUUUCUAGGUCAUUUUACAUCAGCAUUGUCUUCAGGGUCAAAGCAUGUCAGUCAACAGGGGAAGCAUCUUGUUGGUUAAAGACAGGAACAAAGGCAUUGAAGGAGUGGGGACAAUUUCACUCUCCAAGGAAGUGCAAGACUUGCAAAAAGUGAUUUCUUUAACCUAGUGUAGUACCAAAAUGUGUUUUAACACAAGAGUAGGUUUGCUGUAACGUGUUUCUUUCAAAACUGUGUAUUUCUAACUUGUAUAGCAAAAAGAGACAAGAUGAGAUCAAGAAUAUUCAGGAACAUACAUGCACACAUUCUGUUUUUUCUCUAAGGUAAUGGUUGUAAAAUACAGUAUGUUACUUGCAAUGCUAUUUAUCAGUAAUAAAUACCAUCUAUACCUAAACUACAUGCCAAGCAUAACAUAGUAGAAAUAAUACCCUACAUUAUAUUUAUGUAUAGUAUAUACUGAUUUCUAAAACAGCACACACACACACACACACACACACACACAUUUAUGAGGCUGAAGAACUGUUUACUAACAUUUUGCUGUUAGUAUAUAAUUCCCUUAAAGAUCACUGGCACCUUGCAUCUCAUAUUGUUGGACAACACUCAUUGAAGCCUCUUAACAGCCAAAAACCUAUGUUAGUUUUACAUAUUUAAUACACACUAAAGUUAUUUAUAGUGUAUGUUUACUACAGGAAAGUACACGCAUGCACAUUCUGAAUGCAUGUCUGGACAAGUAAGAAUGCACAGCAUCGAUCUGGUUACGGUUAAUAGAUUAUGAAAUAGCAAUAUACUGAGCAUCAAAAGAAACUUAUCACAUAUUUGAGCUUCAAAAGAAACGUAUCACUUACAUUUGGAUAAAAUUCACUAGAUGCGAUCGAAAAAACUCUGUUUUAGAGCAGGUGCAGUGACAUUUUAUUGUGCUGAUUAACAAUUGACAUCACGAAGAUGCUGCAAAAUGAUCUGUCGAUCUUGGGUAGGUGUUGUGACUCUUGGUCUCCCAGUUUGUGGCCUGUCAUUGACAGAAUGUGUCUGGUUAUACCAUCUCGCCAGGUUUGAAAUUGGUGGCUGUGAGCACCCAAGACGGCGAGCCACAGUACGCUGCCCUAGUCCAGCCUCCAACAUGCCGAUUGCAUGAAGGCGCUGCUCUCUUGACAGGCGUGGCAUAUUGUUUUUGUUUUUUUCUGUGAUUUUCUUUAUUGCUUUUAUUCAAGAUUCCUAUUCAACAGCUGAAAUCACUCUCUAUCCAGUGUCCAAUCAACUGUCAACUUCAGUCAUAGUCACUCAAGCUUGUCAUGGGCAAGGAUGAAUGAUUGAGUGAUUAAAAAGAAACCAAAAACAUUUUGUCAAUGUUCAUCAUUUAUAUACCUUUUUUUUU
Messenger RNA from Acipenser ruthenus (sterlet), 4170 nucleotides. RefSeq names its product solute carrier organic anion transporter family member 3A1-like. The transcript is spliced from 11 exons. Gene Ontology annotation, cellular component: membrane. Gene Ontology annotation, molecular function: protein binding. The coding region runs from base 361 to 2427 and encodes 688 amino acids. NCBI's taxonomy places the organism in Eukaryota, Metazoa, Chordata, Actinopteri, Acipenseriformes, Acipenseridae. Gene Ontology annotation, biological process: prostaglandin transport; transmembrane transport; sodium-independent organic anion transport. The record is from RefSeq and is a predicted model, not a curated record.